AUGGCUGCUCAAGCAAACGGAUGGAACGCCAAUCGUAAGAAAGAAACUUUUGGAACUUAUCUCCGAAAAGGAGCUCGAGAUUGGUAUCUUGAAUGGACAGACGGUAAUGUACAUACUUGGGAUCAACUUUUAGCAGCUUUUACAGCCAAGUAUCUAAAUAACGACUUCUGUGAACAAUGGACUGAGGAAUUACGAGGUCUUAAACAAUGCAGAAGUAAGACUGUUGAAGACUACUAUUAUCAAGUUAGGCGAAUGGCUACUCGAGCUGAACUAAAUCCUACCGCUACUCUUCCUUACUUCGUUCGAGGAUUACUACCUGAGAUUAAGGCUGUAGUUAAGACACAUGCUCCUGUUGACCUGGCUGAAGCCUUAACAAAAGCUAAACUAUAUGAGUCUGGAAAAAUGGAAACGAAAAAGUCCCGAAAAAAGUACCGACAAUAUGAAAGUUCCAGUGACGAAAGUUCUGCUAGUUCAA
Dentiscutata erythropus is the source of this 475-nucleotide messenger RNA. The record is from the annotation of a GenBank genome assembly. Lineage: Eukaryota; Fungi; Glomeromycota; Glomeromycetes; Diversisporales; Gigasporaceae.